This is a messenger RNA of Mollisia scopiformis, 1580 nucleotides long. RefSeq lists its product as uncharacterized. Gene Ontology annotation, molecular function: GTPase activator activity. The transcript has 3 exons. Gene Ontology annotation, biological process: positive regulation of GTPase activity; endoplasmic reticulum to Golgi vesicle-mediated transport. Bases 106 to 1347 code for a protein of 413 amino acids. The record is from RefSeq and is a predicted model, not a curated record. Gene Ontology annotation, cellular component: endoplasmic reticulum membrane. NCBI's taxonomy places the organism in Eukaryota, Fungi, Ascomycota, Leotiomycetes, Helotiales, Mollisiaceae.
GCCAGCUAACAAGCAACUGCCCUUCGACAACCCAUAAAUAUCAGACCUGGCAAUCUCCCUUUCGCACUGCGAUGAAGAGCAUUUUCAUGGACCGCUGUCCUUGAAAUGGAGCCCGAUGGAAGACAUUCCGACGAAAAAAACGAAAAGGAAAAGUUGGAAGCAAGCUCACGGACCUCGUCACCAUCUCUGGAGCAUGAGAGUCGCAAUGCGAAAGCUGCGAAGAUCCUAGAAGCGUGCAAAGAAAGAGAUAUAGAAACACUGAGGAGGCUGGCCAUUUCUGAAGGCGGCUUGGUCUCGGACGAGGUUCGACGUCAGGCAUGGCCGCUUCUCCUUGGUUAUGCAAGCCACGAUGCCGAUGUGAAGGAAGAAAUCGAGGAUGCCGACAGCUGGAAAAAGUUGCCGCAGCAUCGCGAUGAGGACCAGGUGCGGUUGGAUGUUGACAGGUCCUUUAUAUACUAUCCAAGCGACCAAUCUCCCAAAGAUCUCGAUCGUCGAAAAGCAGAGCUCUCCGACCUUAUAACAGAGGUACUACGCCGGCAACCAUAUCUAUCAUACUUUCAAGGCUAUCAUGAUAUCUGCCAGGUGUUUCUCUUGGUUCUAGAGCCACGUAGCCGUGCACCUGCUGUAGCACGACUAUCAGCCUUGCGUAUAAGAGAUUUUAUGCUACCUACGUUCGCGCAAGCUUUGGCUCAACUACACCUGAUACCGUCGAUUAUACACGCGGUUCAUCCAAAGUUAUGGGCACAUCUAUCAGCAACACAGCCCUUUUUCGCAUUAUCAGGGACAUUAACAAUGUACGCACAUGAUAUCCAAGAGUAUGGAGAUAUAGCACGACUAUUUGAUGUUCUGCUAGCACGUGAGGCUGUCUUCUCUGCAUACAUGUUUGCGCAGAUUGUCCUUCAGCGCUCAGAUGAGCUAUUCGAAACCCCUGCAGAUGAGCCGGAAAUGCUCCAUUCGAUCCUAUCUAAGCUGCCGAAGCCUUUGGAUAUCGAGACUUUGAUCACGAAUACAAUGAAACUAUUCGAAAAGCAGCCACCUGAAUCAUUAAGAACGUGGCGCUCUAUAUCACGAUCCAGUGUGCUGAAGACUGCUCGGUGGCAUGAUCAGACGAUGAAACAAUCAUUGAAUGAUGGGGAAACGUUCUUCAAGAAGCAAGUAAAGGAAAUAGAAUGGGCGGAUCGGCGCGAAAGAGGUAUGAAGUUGGCCUGGAAAUAUAGAAAGCCUGCCCGAGCGAUCGGAAUUGCUGUAUUUGUAGGAGUCCUAUCAUUUUGGCUGCGAAAGUCGGGGCCGUCUGGAGUACUUUUGGGGGCGUUUUGGAGACAGUGGGUGGGCUACCAAGGACAUUGAAUACACUAACUCAGCUCAUGUGUAUAUAGUAUUUAGCAGAUAAAUUCAUUCUAUCAACGUACUUAUACAACCUAUUCCGUGGACCGUCAUGCCGAAUCUCCAAACGCCUUUUUUAGUACCUCGAAAUGCUCUUGCUGCUCUAUUGCUAGCUUGCCUUCAAGGUCCCCAAUAAUUGUGAGGAUCAACGAAUAAUUGUUGUAAAGAAACCUCUCUCUUUUCCUCGCAUCUCCGAU